CCUCCCACGGCUAUUUGACCUGAAUGUGUAAUUCAGGCUUUUCAGCCAUUUGCAGAACUUUGACCUUCUGGAGGCUGGGAGGUCUAACCCCCAAUUCUGGUUCUAGGCAGCUUGUUCUGCUCUGAACUGCCUGACUUGCUUUUAUUAGCUAGAGGAAGAGCCUGAGGCCAUCAGGAGUCAGCACUCUGUUUAAAUCCCAGGCGGUGCCCUAUGGGCUUUCCACCUCCCUUCCUAUCCCCUGCAGGCUAGAAAGACCUGUCCAAGAAGGGGUUGGGACUACAUCUCCCAGAGUGCCUGGCAGAGUAGUGGCCUUGGUGUGCCGGCUGCACCAGUUGCGGGUGACAAUGCAGCGGACAGUGAGCGUGGUGGCCCCUCUGGGUUUUCGUCUGCAGGCACAACCCUUGGUCCAGAGCCGCCCACUCAGUUGUGUGCAGCCUGGCUGUCCACAGGAUGUGCUCCGCAGGACUCCACUCUAUGACUUCCACCUGGCCCAUGGAGGAAAAAUGGUGGCGUUUGCGGGGUGGAGUCUGCCUGUACAAUACCAGGACAGUCACGUUGUUUCACACCUGCAUACACGCCAGCACUGUUCUGUCUUUGAUGUGUCCCACAUGCUGCAGACCAAGAUAUUUGGUUGUGACCGAGUGAAGCUGAUGGAAAGUAUGGUGGUUGGAGACAUCGCGGAACUAAGGCCUAACCAGGGAAUACUGUCACUGUUUACCAAUGAAGCUGGAGGCAUCUUAGAUGACUUGAUUGUGACCAAUACUUCGGAGGGGCACCUGUAUGUCGUGUCCAACGCUGGCUGCUGGGACAAGGACUUGGCUCUCAUGCAGGACAAGGUCAAGGAGUUCCAGAACAGGGGCAGUGAUGUAGGCCUGGAGGUGGUAGAUAACGCCCUGUUAGCUCUACAAGGACCCACUGCAGCGCAAGUGCUACAGGCUGGUGUGACAGAUGAUCUGAGGAAACUGCCCUUCAUGACCAGUGCUGUGAUGGAGGUGUUUGGUGUGUCUGGCUGUCGCGUGACCCGCUGUGGCUACACAGGAGAAGAUGGUGUGGAGAUCUCAGUGCCAGCAGCAGGGGCAGUCCACUUGGCAACUGCUUUGCUGAAAAACCCAGAGGUGAAGCUGGCAGGACUAGCAGCCAGAGACAGCCUGCGCUUGGAGGCAGGCCUCUGUCUGUAUGGGAAUGACAUUGAUGAACAGACCACACCUGUGGAAGGCAGCCUCAGCUGGACACUGGGAAAGCGCCGCCGAACUGCCAUGGACUUCCCAGGAGCCAAAAUCAUUGUUCCCCAGCUGAAGGGUGAGGUGCAGAAGAGACGUGUGGGGUUGAUAUGUGAAGGGGCCCCAAUGAGAGCACACAGUCCUAUCCUGAGCACAGAAGGCACUGUGAUUGGCACAGUGACCAGUGGCUGCCCUUCACCCAGCCUGAAGAAGAAUGUGGCAAUGGGUUAUGUGCCAUUCAAGUACAGUCGGCCAGGGACACAGCUGCUGGUGGAGGUUCGGCGGAAGCAGCAAAUGACGGUGGUUACCAAAAUGCCCUUUGUGCCCACCAACUACUAUACUCUCAAGUGAAGAUGGCCCAUGAAAAGCCCUUCCCCCAGGAGUCUUCGAGGACAAGACAUUCCAUAGUGCUUAGUCAGAACAGUGAGGCAGAGCUGUCGGGGUGGGGUGGAAGCUAAAUGCUGUUUGCUGUGGUCUGGUUAGGGUCGGGAGAACAUCCCAUCUAUUCUCCUUCUCCAUCAAGCCAUCCUAACUUUAGGGCCCAAUUUUUAAAAAUACAAAUCACCUUAAUUAAUGUUCUAUUUCAGUCCGCAAUCCCACUAACCUUAUUCUGCCAGGUGCUGGCUAUAGAACAAACAUCUGCCUUUGGAGGAUAACACCUGCCCAACCUACCUCACCACGGUUUCUCUAAUUUCAAAGGGCUAUUACUGUGGGCAGUGUGAGCUUAGGAACCUCCUCCACUCUGCUCCUCAUGAAUGCACACCCUGCCUUUCCUUGGAUAAAAAUGACUUCUGACUCAGUGUUGGCUGAGUUGUUCCUGUGCACAAACUUAGGGCUGGCUAAGCAAACACAGACUCACCCUUCCACAUUCCCUAGUCAGCUCAGCCUGUUGUGAAGCAGCAAGACAUGGCAGGCUUGGUACUUGGGCUGACCUUAGCUCUUGUUGUGAAUAACUGUACUUUACUAACUCUGGGAAAAAAAAAAAAAUCAAAGAAAGUUUCCUUCUGGGGCUGGAGAGAUGGCUCAGUGGUUAAGAACACUGGUUGCUCUUCCAGAGGACCUGCUUCAUUUCCCAGCACCCACAUGGCAGCUUAAAAUUGUCUGUUAUCCAGCUCAAAGUGAUUUGACAUCUUCAUAUAGUAUUAAAUGCAGGCAAAACACCAAUGCAUAUAAAAUAAAAAUAAAUCAUAAGAAAGUUUCCUUCCUUCUUC
Messenger RNA from Peromyscus eremicus (cactus mouse), 2431 nucleotides. RefSeq names its product aminomethyltransferase (gene Amt). Gene Ontology annotation, biological process: glycine catabolic process. Gene Ontology annotation, molecular function: aminomethyltransferase activity; protein binding. Gene Ontology annotation, cellular component: mitochondrion. Lineage: Eukaryota; Metazoa; Chordata; Mammalia; Rodentia; Cricetidae. The transcript has 9 exons. Bases 345 to 1571 code for a protein of 408 amino acids. The record is from RefSeq and is a predicted model, not a curated record.